Thalassophryne amazonica is the source of this 3212-nucleotide messenger RNA. RefSeq names its product cadherin-20-like. The record is from RefSeq and is a predicted model, not a curated record. Gene Ontology annotation, biological process: homophilic cell-cell adhesion; cell morphogenesis; adherens junction organization. The transcript has 12 exons. Gene Ontology annotation, cellular component: adherens junction; plasma membrane; catenin complex. Bases 510 to 2909 code for a protein of 799 amino acids. Gene Ontology annotation, molecular function: cadherin binding; calcium ion binding. Lineage: Eukaryota; Metazoa; Chordata; Actinopteri; Batrachoidiformes; Batrachoididae.
GAACCAGAGGAGGCUGUCCACAGUGAUUGUAAAGAGGGGGACAAUUGGUCCUUUAGCCUGAUUGGGUCCACAGAAGGGCAACACAAAGAGAUGAGAGUGUGCAGACAGCUAUGAGAAAGUGAGAGAGGCAGAAAGCAGCAGUGGCAGGGAGGAGGCAUGUACAUUAUAAAUGGAGACAGAGAGGCAGAGGGGAAACUUUACAAAGAGGACAGUGAGCGAGAGCGCAGACUCAAGGUGACUUUUAGGAAACUGAUGCACUGCAGGCAGCAGCUUUCACAACUUUAACAAGGGAAAUUUUACUAAGUGUGCAGGGAAAAGAGGAACAAAGAGAUAAGUGUGGAAGAAAAGCAGCAUUUUUCACAGGAGGAGGACACACAACGAGAGAGGGAGAGAGAGAGAGAGAGAAAAAGGACACAAAUCGUAGGCAGCAGGGAGCCGCAAAACAGCACGCUGCAGUCCACUGAAGAAGAAAAGAGAGGGAAAAAGUUCAUAUUACUCUGGGCUUCACAAUGGGAGACGGACUGUAUCUUCCAGCGGUUGGCAGUACCUUGGUCCCUGUAGCCAUCGGCUUUUUGACCCUUCUGCCUCACAUGCUUCUGGGUAAUCCAGCGGCAUCUGCAGAUGAGGAAAGCAGCUCGGCACUGCUGCACAGGGUGAAGCGAGGCUGGGUGUGGAACCAGUUCUUUGUCCUGGAAGAGUACACCGGACUGGAACCACUCUACAUCGGAAAGCUUCACUCAGACAUGGAUAAAGGCGACGGGUCCAUCAAAUACAUCUUGACGGGCGAAGGCGCCGGCACCACCUUCACCAUUGAUGACAACACAGGGGACAUCCACACCAUCCAGAGGCUGGACAGGGAGGUGAAGGCCCAGUACGUCCUCCGCGCUCAGGCUCGCAACCGUAUUACAGACAGACCGCUGGAGCCCGAGUCGGAGUUCAUUGUCAAGAUCCAGGACAUAAACGACAACGAGCCCAAGUUUCCAGAUGGACCCUACCAGGCUACUGUACCUGAAAUGUCCAAAAUAGGAACAUCUGUGAUCCAGGUAACUGCUACAGAUGCAGACGACCCCACAUAUGGCAACAGUGCUCGCGUGGUCUACAGCAUCCUGGACGGCCAGCCUUACUUCUCUGUGGAUGCAAAAACUGGUGUGGUCCGCGUGUCGCUGGCAGACAUGGACAGAGAGAUGAGAGAAAACUACACUGUAGUCAUCCAGGCCAAAGACAUGGGUGGUCAGCUGGGGGGCCUCGCUGGAACCACCACCAUCAACAUCAGCCUCAGCGAUGUCAACGACAACCCGCCCACGUUCGACCAGAGACUGUAUCAGAUGAGUGUGCCAGAAUCAGCUCCUGUCGGCUCGGUGGUGGGUCGCAUCUGGGCCAAAGAUCGGGACAUCGGUCCAAAUGCUGAGAUGAAGUACAGCAUCAUAGAUGGAGAUGGCAGGGACACAUUUGACAUCAGCACAGAUCCUACCAAUCUCUUUGGCAUUGUCACUGUGAAAAAGCCACUGAACUUUGAGAACAAACCAAGUUACACUCUGAAGGUCGAGGGCACCAACACCCACUUGGACCCUGCAUUCAAACACCACGGUCCCUUCAAGGACGUCACUAUCGUGCAUGUGAGCGUGGAGGACAUGGAUGAGCCACCGCUGUUUGACUCGCCCGUGUACUACAUCGAGCUGCCAGAGGACGCUGAGAUUGGGACAGUGGUGAAGACUGUGUUAGCCAGAGAUCCUGAUGCUGCCAACAACACCGUGAGGUACUCCAUCGAGAGGUCCAGUGACCCAGACAAGUUCUUCUACAUCGAAAUCACGUCUGGCUCACUGAUGACCGUGCGUUCGCUGGACCGAGAAGAGAUCGGCUGGCACAACAUCACCGUCCUCGCCAUGGAGAUGAAUAACCCCACACAGAUUGCAAGUGUGUCGGUGGCUGUGAAGGUCCUGGAUGUUAAUGAUAAUCCUCCAUCACUGACGCACUAUUUGGAGGCUUAUGUCUGCAAAAAUGCCAAGGCGGGGCAGUUGAUCCAGACAGUGACGGCAGUGGAUCCAGAUGAGCCCCUCGGUGGACAACGGUUCUACUACAGCUUGGCACCUGAGGCUGCCAACAACCCCAACUUCACGCUUAGAGACAACCAAGACAACACGGCAUGGAUUUUGACACGUCGUGGCGGCUGGUCACAGCAGGACCAGACAGUCUUUUACUUACCUAUCUUCAUAUCUGAUAGCGAUCAUCCCGUUCAGAGCAGCACCAGCACGCUCACCAUCCGUGUGUGCAGCUGCGACCACGAGGGCAACGUCAUGUCAUGCAAUGCAGAGGCCUACAGUCUGCCUGCAAGCCUCAGUAGAGGGGCGCUCAUCGCCAUCCUGGCCUGCAUCUUUGUCUUACUGGUGAUGAUUCUGCUCAUGCUCUCUCUGCGGACCCAUCGUAAGAAGCCCUAUCUCUGUGAUGAGGAGGAAAAUGUGCACGAGAACAUUGUACGGUAUGAUGAUGAAGGCGGCGGUGAGGAGGAUACAGAGGCCUUUGAUAUAGCUGCCAUGUGGAACCCACGUGAGGUGCACCACCACCACCCCCUGAGCAAGAUGAGGCAGGACAUGGUGCCGGAGAUCGAAAGCCUGUCGCGCUACGUCCCUCAGGCCUGCGUCAUUGGUGGCGGCGGGGAAGGCAGUGUUCAGGGAUACGUUCUGGCCAAGCUACUAGAAGCUGACAUGGACCCAUGUGCGCCACCUUAUGAUUCCCUGCAAACCUACGCGUAUGAGGGUGAAGGCUCGGUGGCUGAGUCGCUCAGCUCCCUCCAGUCGGGGACAUCCAACACUGACCACGAGUAUGAUUAUCUGAAUGACUGGGGGCCUCGUUUUAAAAAACUAGCUGAGAUGUACGGCGUGCUGGAGACAAACAGUCCGCCGAUGUGGUAAGACGACACAAACUUUGCCUUUUUACUCAGAUAAAAAUGAGAAAAAUGAGACGAGAGACAGAGGCUGAGACACAGAGUUUGAGGAUGAAGUGCUAAAACUGGGAUGUAGUCACGGGUACUUGAAUUCCUCGAAUCUUCACAACCCUGAAGGUGUGAGGUGCCGGGAGUCGUGUGAGCUGCUUUUAAAUUUGGCGCCAGAGAGGAGCUUCAGAGAGUGGCGGGUUCAGCAGCCCCACAACGGAGCAGCUUCAAAGCACAUGUUAAUUCCCCUGCCGGACUAAGCCACGGACUGAACGCUUUGGUU